Messenger RNA from Endocarpon pusillum Z07020, 1722 nucleotides. RefSeq lists its product as uncharacterized. The record is from RefSeq and is a predicted model, not a curated record. Bases 1 to 1722 code for a protein of 573 amino acids. NCBI's taxonomy places the organism in Eukaryota, Fungi, Ascomycota, Eurotiomycetes, Verrucariales, Verrucariaceae. Gene Ontology annotation, molecular function: flavin adenine dinucleotide binding; oxidoreductase activity, acting on CH-OH group of donors. The transcript has 2 exons.
AUGGCUCGCAAUCGGUUGAUGCUAAUGGGCUUGCUCGCCUGGGCAGCCCUCACUUCAGCUGCACCAAGACCGCAAAACGCCGAAGCUGACUAUGUCCUCGUUGGCGCAGGUCCUGCAGGCCUUGUGCUUGCUGAAUACCUGACGCGGAACCCCAGGAUUCAUGUUGUUCUCUUGGAAGCAGGGCCGGACACGAGCACCGACCCCAUGGUCACCACCCCUGGUGAAUUCUUCGCCGUACCGCAAAUGUGGCCCUACUUCUCCCAGCCCGACCCCGGUCUUAACGGUGAAUCACCCAACUUAGCCCAGGGGAAGUGCUUGGGCGGCGGAACUGGCGUCAAUGCUAUGUUUUACUGCCGUGGCUCCGCCUCCAUCUAUGACGAGUGGGCAGAGAUCUCUGGAAACGACGGCCUGAGAUGGGACUCGAUGCUCGAGUCGUUCAGGGCAACCACGCACUGGACAGAUGAACCCUCGAUCGAAUACGAGCAACCAAUCAAUACCACUUCGUUCGGCAAUGGUCCCGUGGAAAUCUCCCGCCAACGUGAGCUGCUCACGGUCGACCAACCCUUUGCCGAUAAACUUGUAUCGGACUUCAACCUCCCAGAGAUCGACUUUGCUUCCGGCGGUGGCAUUGGUGUCACUCAAGGUCUGGAGUCGAUCCGUGCCUCCAAUCGCACUCGAUCCUAUGCCUAUAACACCUAUGGCUACCUCGCGAACAACCGACCCAACUUCGAGCUGCAUCACGACGCCUGGGCCUCCAAAAUCGGCUUCACUAACAACAAGGCCGAUAGUGUCACCUACAACGACACCCUGACCGGCACGAUGCACACCAUCCGCGCCAAAGAAAUUGUCGUCACGGCUGGCGCCAUCAACAGCCCGCAGCUGCUCAUGCUCUCAGGUGUGGGCCCCGCAGACCGUCUCCGAGAACUCGACAUCCCUGUUGUGCAGGACAUUCCCCAAGUCGGCCAGAACCUCUACGACCACCAUUAUGCCGUUCUGGAAUACGCAGCCACCCCUGAAGUAGACACCGUCUGGCAAUGGCGUGCCAAUGCGACUAGGGCCACCAUCGAACGCGAGCGCUACGAGCGCGACGGCAGCGGCAUGUUGGGCACGGUUGGCGGCGACGUCUUCGGCGCGCUGCGCAUCCCGGACGCGGUGUUCGAGGGCACGGGCAGCUUUCACACAAGCCUGCCCGCCGAUCGCCCGCAUGUGGCCUACGAGUACAUCACGGUACCCGCCCUCCCCACUUUGCCCAACGUCAGCAUUAUCACCACGUUUGCGGCCGUCGUGCAGCCCGAGGGCAAGGGCUACUUGACGCUCGCGUCCGCCGACUACCGCGACGCGCCUCUCAUCUACUCCAACUACUGGGCCAGCCAGGCCGACAGGGCAGCCAUGCUGUACGGGUACAAGGAGCUGCGCGGCCUCAUGCAGUCGGACGAGCUAAGGGGUUUUGUCACCGCUGAGCUGUUCCCUGGUCCCAACGUUACCAGCGACGAUGCCAUUUGGGCGGCGAUCCAACAGGGCUCACAGAGCUUUCACCAUCCUGGUGGCACAACGGCGCUGGGCACGGUGUUGGACGCGAACUGGAGAGUUAAGGGGACGAGGGGGCUACGAGUCGUGGGCAUGAGCGCCGCGCCCAUAAUUCCGACAUGUGCGACACAGGCAGCGGCGUAUGCGAUUGGGCAUCGCGCCGCGUUGGAUAUUGCGGCCGCGGAUCACGUCUAA